Octopus sinensis (East Asian common octopus) is the source of this 922-nucleotide messenger RNA. Its product is annotated as ninein-like. Gene Ontology annotation, cellular component: centrosome. Gene Ontology annotation, biological process: microtubule anchoring at centrosome. The annotation marks the transcript as partial. The record is from RefSeq and is a predicted model, not a curated record. NCBI's taxonomy places the organism in Eukaryota, Metazoa, Mollusca, Cephalopoda, Octopoda, Octopodidae. The transcript has 6 exons.
UCACCAGUUGUUCGAACAACUGGACGCUAAUGGAAACGGUCAGGUGACCUUUGAAGAGUUCAUGAAUGAAAUGUUCCAACAUUCCAGUACAGCUGCUGAAAAAAUAACCCCGUUGCUGACCCCGACCCCGAAAGUGACCCGCACAAAAUCCCGCCGGCGGAAGUCGUUCAUUCGUAAAACGGGGAUGUCAACUUAUGAAUCGUUUUUCCUCUCACCCGGAAAUUCUUCAUUGUCGUUCACCACACUCGAUACCAACAGCAGAGGGUUCAUUAAAAGUGACGAUCUAGUGGAAUUAUGGGAAAGCUACGGGAUUACUAAUGCUGUCGACGUUCUCAAGGCAUACAACAUCGAACUGGACAGAGAACUGAGUCACACCAAGUUAGCCGCCGUACUUGAAGAUGAGUUGCUGUUUACUGCUGAUCAUAGUCCAAAGUUACAGGCCGCCAUUAUCACCUGUCUCCAGGAAUGCAAAAAUCUGAGGUGUCUACUGGAAGAAGCAUCCCAGGAGAAAGAUCGUCUUAUUAUUGGUCUGCGGGAAUCGAACAUACGCAGUCAGAUCUUGGCUGAAGAAGACGAUGAGAGGCAUGCCGCUUUAGAGAAAACCCUGCAACACAGACUUCAGUCAGUGGAAGGUUUUUACCAGGAGCAAAUCAAGAACUUAAAAGAGGAACUGAAAAAAGAUCGAGAGGAGCGAAUGGAUAUGAUAGACGAACAUGACACAAUGAUAGAAAAGAUGAACAACUCCUAUGAAGAAGAUAACAAGAAGUUAAAAGAAACCUUGGUUGCUACGCAAGAGGAUUUACGCCAAACUCAAGCGGAACUCAACGAAUCACGGGAAAGGUUGAGAGACAUGGAAAAGCAGAAGCACAAACUCCAAUAUCAGCUGAGUGUAGAGAAGCUGAAGGCUGGUGGCAAGAAAUCA